AUGUCAGAAGAUCAUGACAAAGAUGCUACCGAAAGUGAUAUUCAGUUUGAUGCUAGUCAGUGCAAACAAUCGUGUGCAGAAUCUGAGAGAGUAACAGAGACAGCUCAAGAAGAAUCUGUUGAAACAAAAAGUGCCAAUACUUCUAGCGAAGUCCAAACUAGUCCGAUAAGUAGCAUAGAAAAUAGUCAGUGUAAUUUAAAUGAUAACAAAGAUUCUGCGGUUAGCAAUGUUAAGCAUAAAGGAACGCUUAGUUGGACUCUCGAAGGUUCUGAGUUUAAGUUAUCAUGGAAGCUGCCAGAUGGGACAACCUCAACGGAAGAUUUCAUCGCGCUGUGUUACGCAGAGUCGGCGGGCAUCGCUGGCGUCGUCGGGCGCGUGCCGGCGACCGGAUGUGCCACCGGCGACAUAAUGUGGCUGCUUGAUGAGCCCAAUCAGCCUUAUGAAGAUUGCGAGCAGCUGCUCUGCUUCCGGUAUUACAAUGGCGAGGGCGACGAUUGCGUCGCAGAGUCUUCUACACUACCUCCACGCUUUAAGGUUGAUCUCAAGAAACUGCCCCUACGCCUUAAAGAAGGCAUUUCAAGGAAACGCAGUGGUGACCACGUGUCACCAUUCUCGUAUAACAACGAGAGUUUUGAAAUGAAUUCCGAGAACACACCAAGAGUGGAGCACGUAUCAGGCACCAGUCAAGACAUCAAGCAUCUCAGUGAGAAUGUUAACAAAUGCUCAAUUAGCGCUUUAGCAAGUAGCGAUAAUGAACUCCAACGAACAAAAUGUGAUCCUAGUAAAUCUCGUAAUAGUAACAUAAGUAAUGAAUCUCAAUCUGUAAAUAGUGAAUCUCUAUGUUCCGCAGAAAAUAAGCCUACGUCUUCGGGAGUAAAGAAAAAAUAUCCACCACCGGUCGACACAGGCGGCGUAUUAGCUUUAAAUGGUGUGAAGAAGAAAUCGAAAACUAAUAGUGGAUUCGAUUCGCCUACUUCGCCAGACACCGAGUAUUACAAAAUUUGGUCGCCAAAGAAUCCUUGCAAAAUAAUGAAAUUCGUAUAUGACGUCGAAGGUGCUAACGUGCCAAAUGAAGCGGAAAAGUCUCCGGUACCUCCGUUACCACCGAGACAAUCGCAUAAACCACUGGAGAGAAUGCACGCAUUGUCUCCGCCGCAGGUACCGAGACAUAGAAAGCCAAAAAAAUUUACAAAACCCGAAGACGCAUUCACUUUUGAAUUAAUAGACACAGAUGAACAAUUUUUCACAGAUAAAAACAUUAACCGUUCGUCAGCCUUACAGGGAGGAAUAUAUGACUUUAAACCAGGAGAGUUUUUCUCUGGUAAUCAUGUAGCUAUGUCCACGUCAACAAGUUUUUGGAGGGAUGGCCAAAAUGCAGCUCCUUUAGCGACACCUGAGACUGACGGCAGCUUAUGUGAAUCAACAGUUUCUUCCAUGAAAUUAUCUAAAUUAAAGGAGGAUAAAAGAACAGAUGACGCUCCUGAUGGUUCGCCUAGUGUAAGUAGAAAUAAAAUGUUGUUCAUUAAAGAUAUUGGUCCUGAUAAUUAUAUAUCAACGACGUUUGCUCGAAAAGACAAGACAAAUGUUGUGGCUGAUGCCGUAGAUGGAUUAAAUCCUACGCCAAACUAUGCUAAGUCUGAAGAAAAAGCUCAGAAUACGUUUUUGAACGAUAUCAGUAAUCAUUCGGAAUUUGAAGACGAUAAUAGGAAUCAAAUCGAAGAGAAGGAGAUAACAAUUACGAAAGGACAUAAGCCGCUUACUCGACAAAGCUCUGGCCGCGCUAGUACACCGACCAUGAUGACAGCUUUUUUAAACUCUUCACAUAUUGAUGGUUCAAGUAGAGAUAUAGAUAAUAGUUCAAACGCACCUAGUUCCUGCAACUCUUCACAUUCAGCUUCUCCUGUUGAUGAAAUCAGCAAACCAUUUCCAAGCGUGGGUACGAUGAUUUUGAAUCGAAAAUACUCAUGCGACAAUUCAUCGCCUAAACAUUCUAGUCUACCUCGGCAUCUGCUUAAGAAUCUUGGCUGCGAAAGUACGCCAAAGCACUCGCCUCAUAAAACUUCUAAUAACUCUGAAAGUCCAAUGAGACCGCAUCCAAGAGUGCUGGCAAGAGUAGCGGCUUUGGCGGGAACUGCAACACCUCAGUGUCCACCGACACCCACCCACCACGCUAGAAGGCCAAGGCCUAUUCCGCCACAAGAUUUGCAUCCCCCGCCAAUACAGAACACUGAGAACUUCGAAAUGGUGGAAUUUACGAGUGAGCUAAGAACUUCGGAGAUUAGAUCUCCCAACCUUGAGUUUGUAAACAGUAAUCACUUCACGAUAGUGCAUGCUGGGCCUCCUGACGAUGUGGUGCUGAGGAGGCCACAGUCUGAAGACAAUGAUGAUAAUGACAAUGCCGUUGCAUCACCAACGCCUUUAAGACAUAUGGCUGGCAUCAGGUUACCAUCCAUACCAGAACGUGCUUCAAGACAAAUGGCAUUAACGGGUGAUUUUCCAGCGAAUAUGAUUGGUGGAAUCAUCGAGUGUGAGGAACCCUUGCCUGCAGGCUGGGAAGCGCGUAUGGACAGUCAUGGACGCGUGUUUUACAUUGACCAUAUCAACAGGACGACGACGUGGUCGCGGCCCAGCGCGAACGGGACCGCUUCUCGCUCCCCAGCGCCUGAGGUGCAACGGAGACAACUCGAUAGGAGAUACCAGUCGAUCCGGCGCACGAUGACGCGCACGCAGCUGGGCGACGAGGCGGGCGCGCCGGCGGGCCCGUCGCAUGCGUCCCCCGCGCCCCCCGCGCCCGCCGCCGGCUCCCCCGUGGCCGCCGCCGCGUGCUGCGCGCCACCCGCGGCACACUUCGGCGCGCCCGCGCACUCCCCGCCGCCGCCCGCCGCGCCGCACCCCGCCGCCGAGUUUCUCGCGCGCCCUGACUUCUACUCUAUAUUGCAUAUGAACGAGGAGGCAUCGGCGCUGUACAAUGGCAACUCAACGCUGAAACACAUGAUCUCCAAGAUCCGGCGCGACACGUCGUCGUUCGAGCGCUACCAGCACAACCGCGAUCUGGUGGCGCUCGUCAACAUGUUCGCUGAGGAGGACCGCGAGCUGCCGCUCGGCUGGGACACCAAACUGGAUCGCAACGGGAAGCGGUUCUUCGUGGACCACGUGGUACGGCGCACGACGUUCAUGGACCCGCGCCUGCCGCGCGCGCCUCGUCCCGCCCGCGCGCCGCCCGGCCCCUUCUCGCCGCUGCUGCCGGCGCGCCGUCGAGCCGCGCACGCGCCGCACGCGCCGCACGCACUGCAGGCACCAACUCCACCGCCACGGCCGCCCCUCACUACAUCCGAUGCGCACGCGCACAAUUCACAUCAAGAAGUACCUGUUGCGUAUAACGACAAGGUGGUGGCGUUCCUGCGGCAGGCGAACAUCAUGUCGAUCCUGCGCGAGCGCUGCGGCUGCGGCGGCGCGCUGCGCGACAAGGUGCACGCCGUGCGCGUCGAGGGCGCGCCCGCGCUCGCGCGCUUCCAGAACGACCUGCAGCUCACCUGCCUGCUCAGCCUGUUCGAACAGGAGAUCAUGAGUUACGUGCCUGCGGGCGGCUGCGGAAGCUAUACCGCAUCGCCGGCCGCGUCCCCGGCGGCCGCGCGCUCCACCCGCGCUCCGGCGCCGCAACGCAGAGACUUCGAGGCCAAGCUGAGGGCCUUCUACCGCAAGCUAGAGAGCAAGGGCUACGGACAGGGGCCCGGGAAACUUAAAUUGCACAUCCGUCGCGAACACCUACUCGAAGACGCUUUCCGACGUAUCAUGUCUUGCGGCAAGAAGGAGCUCCAGAAGGGAAAGCUCUGCGUGCUUUGGGAUGGCGAAGAGGGCUUGGACUAUGGAGGUCCCAGCCGGGAGUUCUUCUUCCUCCUCUCACGAGAACUGUUCAACCCUUAUUAUGGACUGUUCGAGUACUCCGCGAAUGAUACCUACACGGUGCAUGUUUCUCCGAUGUCGGCUUUCGUCGACAACCAUCAGGAGUGGUUCCGGUUCUCAGGACGUGUUCUGGGCCUAGCUCUGGUACACGGAUACCUGCUGGAGGCGUGGUUCACGCGAGCGCUGUACCGCGCACUGUUACGGCUUCCCCCUGCGCUGGAGGACGUCGAUGCGUUGGACGCGCAAUUCGCCGCUUCUCUGCGCUGGUUGCAGUCGGCGCGCUGCGUGUCGUCGCUGGAGCUGACGUUCGCGGUGUCGGAGCGGCUGGCGGACGGGCGCGUGCUGGAGCGCGAGCUGAAGCCGGGCGGCCGCGACCUGCCCGUCACCGAGCGCAACCGCCACGAGUACCUCGAGCGCGUCGUGCGCUGGCGCGUGCAGCGGGGCGUCGCCGCGCAGACCGAGUGGCUCGUGCGCGGCUUCCACGAGGUGGUGGAUCCUCGGUUAGUGGCGGCAUUCGAUGCGCGAGAACUGGAACUGGUGAUAGCGGGCGCGCCGGAGCUGGACGUGGCCGACUGGCGCGACAACACGGAGUACCGUGGCGGGUACCACGACGCACACCCCGUCAUCAUCUGGUUCUGGCAGGCCAUCGACAGGUUCACCAACGAGCAGCGGCUGCGCCUGGUGCAGUUCGUGACGGGCACGUCGUCGAUCCCGUACGAGGGGUUCUCGGCGCUGCGCGGCUCGACGGGCCCGCGCCGCUUCUGCAUCGAGCGCUGGGGCCGCGUGGAGUCGCUGCCGCGCGCGCACACGUGCUUCAACCGCCUCGACCUGCCGCCCUACCCCGCGCCCGCGCUGCUGCACGAGAAGCUGCUGCUCGCCGUCGAGGAGACCAACACCUUCGGCAUCGAGUGA
Molecule: messenger RNA, 4815 nt
Organism: Parnassius mnemosyne (clouded apollo)
Lineage: Eukaryota; Metazoa; Arthropoda; Insecta; Lepidoptera; Papilionidae
Source: the annotation of a GenBank genome assembly